AUGGCAAAUGUUCGUCCAUUGGAACCUUUAAAAUUAUGUAUUGUAUCAUCUAAAAAUACUAUAGGGUGUAUGUUAGCCCAAGAUGAUGAAAAUGGGCAUGAAUGGGCGGUUUACUACCUUAGUCGCGUUUUAGCUGAUAUCAAAACAAGGUGUUCCCCGAUCAAAAAAUUGUGUUUAUCCCUAUAUCAUGCUUGCAUGAAGUUAAAGUGUUAUAUGGUGGCUAAAUCGGUGAAAGUCAUAGCACAAACUGACCUAAUUAAGUAUAUGUUAAGUUUCUCUAUGUUAAGGGGACAUUUAGGAAAAUGGAUGUUGGCAUUGACAGAAUUUGAUUUACAAUAUGUCCCAGCAAAUGCUGGCAAAGGACAGGUCAUCGCAGAUUUUCUCGUGGAGAAUUCGAAAGAUCUGCAUGACCAAGGGGCAAAUAUAGUUGAUGUGAAAAUCAACUAUUGGAAAUUGUAUUUUGAUGGAUCUAAGCAUAAAGAUGGUGCAGGGGUGAGAAUCCUCAUUAUUUCACUAGAGGGUAUUCCAUCGAAAUUAUUGUUCGAGUUAAAGUAUCCUUGUUCUAAUAAUGUGGCCAAAUAUGAGGCUCUGAUUUUGGGUCUUAAAAUUUUAAUCGACAAAGGAGCUUUAGAGGUUCAGAUUUUAGGGGAUUCACAAUUAGUUUUAAAGCAGCUAUCGAAAGAAUAUAAGUGUAAUAAUGAGAGGUUACAAAAAUAUUUAGUAACUGCUUGGGAAUUAUUAAAGUCUUUUCGAAAGGUUUCCUUGGUGCAUAUCCCUAGAAUUCAUAAUGAAAUUGCUAACGAGUUAGCCCAAAUUGCUUCAAGGUAUCGGGUCUGUUCGGAGACUUUGAAAAAAUUAUCUGGUAUCCAUCAAAUUUUAGUACUGGCAAAUGAAAGAGAGGUUUUGUGUAUGGAUGAAUGGGAGGAUUCUGAUUGGAGAAAGCCUAUUGCUCUUUAUUUAAAGGAUUCCAAUAUUGUAGUUGAUAGAAAGAUAAAGUUACGAGCAAUGAUUUUUGUUUUAUUGGACAAUGAUCUGUAUAAAAAAGGGAUCGAUAGAAGUUUGUUAAGAUGCUUAAGUCGAGAUGAUCAGAAUAUUGUAAAACCCGGUUAA
Arachis stenosperma is the source of this 1110-nucleotide messenger RNA. RefSeq lists its product as uncharacterized. The record is from RefSeq and is a predicted model, not a curated record. Lineage: Eukaryota; Viridiplantae; Streptophyta; Magnoliopsida; Fabales; Fabaceae. The transcript has a single exon. Gene Ontology annotation, molecular function: nucleic acid binding; RNA-DNA hybrid ribonuclease activity. The coding region runs from base 1 to 1110 and encodes 369 amino acids.